Molecule: messenger RNA, 2202 nt
Organism: Solea senegalensis (Senegalese sole)
Lineage: Eukaryota; Metazoa; Chordata; Actinopteri; Pleuronectiformes; Soleidae
Gene: scamp3
Product: secretory carrier membrane protein 3
Exons: 9
Coding region: 402-1421 (339 amino acids)
Biological process (GO): protein transport
Cellular component (GO): trans-Golgi network membrane; recycling endosome membrane
Source: RefSeq, a predicted model, not a curated record
CCAGGGCUGGUUACUUCCUGUCUGAUCCGUGGAUGUUUUCCUGCAGGGGAGAAAGGAGAAGAAAAACAACACGUUUUCAUCUCAUGCGACACAUUUUCACGUCUAGACCCUGAGAGUCGGGACUGAAGAGGAGAACCUCCAUUAACGUGUCUGCGUCACUCAGUCGCUCCCAGCUGUUUAUUAUUUUCGAAGCUGCGAAGACAUGUUACACCGGAGGGGCGGGUAGCUAGCAGUUGAGAGUAGAAAGAGCCAAGCACCGCCCGUCCGGGUGGCCCGUUCGUUUUGGAAAAAGAAACAAACGACGCGUAUUGAUAGUUUGUGUGUGCGUGAGACCAUCUUCUGACAUUAGCAGCUAAUGCUGGCUACUUCACAUUAGCUUCAUUUCUUCAUAAACACUCGUCAUGUCAAAAUACACAAGCUUCUCGGAGCCCAUGGACGACCAAAACCCCUUCCAAGAUCCUGCAGUGACUCAACACAGCAGCAAUGCAGGAUAUGCCACACUGGACCUUUACAACCCAUUUGACAACACGACUGGGCCUCCACCACCAUAUGAUGCCACCUCGCCCACUGCUCCACCUGUGCCUGCACAGACCCCGCCCAGCAGAACAACACCAACUGAACCUCGCAAUUAUGGCUCCUAUAACUCCCAGCCUGUGGUGAAUGCAACUACAGCAGAGCUCCUGAAGAAGCAGGAAGAGCUGGAGAAAAAAGCCCAGGAGCUGGAGAGGAGAGAGAGGGAGCUGGAGUCACACGGCCUGGGACCCGGAGCCUCCCGUCAGAAUAACUGGCCCCCGCUGCCGUCAUUCUGCCCUGUGGGCCCCUGCUUUUACCAGGACAUCAAUGUGGAGAUCAGCCAGCGUUUCCAGCGCACAGUCACCAUCAUGUACUACUUCUGGAUGUUUGGCACCUGCACACUGCUCCUCAACUUGAUCUCCUCCCUGGCCGUUUUUUGUGUGGACACCACAGGCAGUGGUGUGGGCCUGGGUCUCGCCAUCUUGUGGGGGAUCCUCUUCACACCCUGCUCUUUUGUCUGUUGGUACCGACCUAUGUACAAAGCCUUCAGGAGUGACAGCUCCUUCAACUUCUUCGCCUUCUUCUUCGUUUUCUUUGCCCAAGUGGUCGUCUACGUCAUCAUGACCAUCGGCAUCCCUGGAUGGGGUUUCAGUGGGUGGAUCGUGAGCCUGGCUGCUAUGAAGAUAAGCGUUGCCGUUGGUGCGAUCAUGAUGAUGAAUGCCAUCCUCUUUACUGCCCAAGCAGCCAUGGGGGUUAUCAUGCUGAAGAAGGUCCACGGUCUGUACAGACAGACCGAUGCCAGCUUCCAAAAGGCCCAGGCUGAGUUUGCAACCGGAGUCAUGUCCAAUCAGGCUGUACGCCAGGCCACCUUCAGCGCAGCCCAGGGGGCCUUCACCGCACCUCGAUAGAGAAAGUGAUGUACAAGUAGGGCUGGGAGGGUAAGAAGUGCAGGGCUUGAUCGAUAGAGCAAUUUCCCCCCAAAGGUUAUUUUAGUUUGAUUGGGGGGUUGCGUCAUUAUAUUUACCCCAGGGCACUGAAACUAUAGGGCACUUGCAUGAGACAGAGGUGUGGUUGUCUAAUUUCAAAAUGUGUACAUGAAAAGUUAACUACAUUGCCAAAACAAGAGUGGCAAGAUGGAAGAAACAGGAAAAAAUGUGACGACGUGAAACGCAAAAAAAACAAAAAACACUGAAGAUGCUGUAUGAAGUUUGUCACAGUUGUACAAGUGUCACUGAAGGCUUUUUACUUGUGUGUAUAUAUUAGAAGAUGAGCUGUGUGCCAAGUGGGAUAGUAUUCACAUGAUUAUGGUAUGUGCGUUAUGUUUACCCGGAGCCAUGUUUGUGUGAAUUUUAAGUCUGAACUGAACACUGAUUUGUUGCCAUUCUAACAUGUCAUCCACAUGUGAGUGGAGGAGCUUUAGCCAAUACUCUACGUUUUUUUUUCUUCUGUUGUUGUUGCUUGAGUGUAAAACUAAUGUGUUGUUUUUGUUGUUAUUCCAAAAACGAGAAUGCCUACUUACUGUACUGCCAAAAGCUCUCAUAUUGUCAAUAUUAUGAUCCUGUGUUGUUGUUGUUGUUUCGGUUACAAUUUAUCUGUCACUGCUCUGUGAGUGCAGCCUGUGGUUCUUAUGAUUAUUACAGUUCACUGUUUGUGUUGAAUAAAUAAUAAAUUGUCUCGCUCAUACAGACA